Messenger RNA from Trichechus manatus latirostris (Florida manatee), 2940 nucleotides. RefSeq names its product cannabinoid receptor 2 (gene CNR2). NCBI's taxonomy places the organism in Eukaryota, Metazoa, Chordata, Mammalia, Sirenia, Trichechidae. Bases 240 to 1280 code for a protein of 346 amino acids. The record is from RefSeq and is a predicted model, not a curated record. Gene Ontology annotation, cellular component: cytoplasm; plasma membrane. The transcript is spliced from 2 exons. Gene Ontology annotation, molecular function: cannabinoid receptor activity. Gene Ontology annotation, biological process: adenylate cyclase-activating G protein-coupled receptor signaling pathway; regulation of metabolic process.
CAGAGGCGGAAGGCCAGACAUCCUUAUACUCACUCAUGUGUAAAACAGAGCAAAAGCAAGAGAAUGUGGCCUUGGGGGCAGGCAGCUCACAAGGAGCUCUGACAGAGACCCAGCACCACGCCUUGAGAGUGGACACAGAACAGCCAGGAUCCCUCAACACCGGGCAGAGACCGGGAGCUCAGCCACAGACAACCCAAAGUCUUCUUGGCAAACUCAGCUAAAGCUGAGGGAUCCACCCCAUGGAGAGAUGCCUAGCAGAUGCCAAUGACUCCAAGGACGGCUUGGAUUUCAACCUCAUGAAGGAUUACAUGAUCCUGAAUGGCCCCCAAAAGAUAGCUGUUGUGGUGCUGUGCACCCCUCUGGGCCUGCUAAGCGUCCUGGAGAACCUGGCUGUGCUCUACUUGAUCCUGUCCUCCCACCGGCUCCGCAGGAAGCCCUCAUACCUAUUCAUUGGCAGCUUGGCUGGGGCUGACUUCCUGGCCAGUAUGGUCUUUACCUGCAUCUUUGUAAAUUUCCACGUCUUCCAUGGUGUGGAUUCCAAGGCUGUUUUCCUGCUGAAGAUAUGCAGCGUGACCAUGACUUUCACAGCCUCUGUGGGCAGUCUGCUGCUCACCGCCAUUGACCGUUACCUCUGCCUGCACCACCCACCUGCAUACAAAGCUCUACUCACCCAGAGGAGGGCACUGGUGACUCUGGGCAUCACGUGGGUCCUCUCAGCAUUGGUCUCCUAUCUGCCCCUCAUGGGAUGGACUUGCUGUCCCAGUCCCUGCUCUGAGCUUUUCCCACUGAUCCCCAAUAACUAUCUGCUGGGUUGGCUCCUCUUCAUCACCACUCUCUUCUCUGGCAUAAUCUACACCUAUGGGCACGUCCUCUGGAAGGCCCAUCAGCAUGUAGCUAGCUUGGCUGAGCACCAGGAGAGGCAGGUGCCAGGAAUGGCCCGGAUGAGGCUGGACGUGAGGUUGGCCAAGACCCUGGGGGUGGUGCUGGCUGUGCUGCUCAUUUGCUGGUUCCCAGUACUGGUCCUCAUGGCCUACAGCCUGUUCACUAAGCUAAGCGACCAGGUCAAGAAGGUCUUCACCUUCUGCUGCAUCCUGUGCCUUUUGAACUCAAUGGUCAACCCUGUCAUCUAUGCCCUGCGGAGUGGGGAAAUCCGCUCUUCCGCUCACCACUGCCUGGCCCACUGGAAGAAGUACCUGCCAGGACUCAGCCCUGAGGGAAAAGAAGAGGCCCCGCGAUCUUCAGUCACCGAGACAGAAGUUGACGUGAAAAUCACACAGUAGACAGAUUCCAGAGGUCUACACAGCUCUAGUUGCCGAUGAGGUCUCUUUCCCAGUUUUAAAUGACCCAAGUGAGAAACCAUUUCACUUUCUGGAGGACAGAGAGCAGUCUUGACUGCCUCAUCUUAUUUGAACCACCCCAGGAGCCUAGAUAGGUACACCUCUUCACUGAUAUUGGGACUGGCCCCCAGAGCAUGACUGGACCAUGCCUACUGUUGGGAGCUAAGCCCUACGAGGGGUGGCAGGAGACAAAAGGGCCUGGGGCAGGGUCAGUCCACAUCAGGUCAGGAAAACCCCCAGCAAGAUAACUUCAUGCCUGCAUCCUUCAGAGACCAUAGGGAGCCAGAGAGGGCCUUCAGGGCCAGCAGUGAGUGACUUGGAGGAAAUCUGAGGAAAAUAGAUAGUUCUCCUGGGAACUCAGGGUAUGGGCCAGCUGAAUGGCCCCUUGUUCCUGCUUAAUUUUGGGGGUUUUUUGGUUUUGGAGCUGUGAAAGCAGAUGCCCUAGGCCCCACCUUCAGGUCCCUCUUGUUCAAUGAGGACCAAGAACUGGGAUAUGAUGAGGCUGCUGAUCCAUCUCUUGCAGAGGAAACUGAUAUACCUCCAGCUCAGGACAUCUUGUUAUAAGGACAAGGGCCCUCCCUGACAACCUGCUAAUCCCCACUCACAGUCACUGUGACCUCUUAGGUCCCUAGGGAAUAUGGAGGAGGCUAGAAUUUCUUGGGACACAGGAUCUUCAGUUUUUUACUGAUCUUGUGAAGUCCUGCUUGGUGGAGCCAAUGGGAGCAGGCAGUGUCCCUGUUUAACCAAGCUCCAAAAAUGGAGAUACUAACAAAGAUUUUAUAGGCCCCAAAGUGUUCCCAGUCUCUUCUCAAUUCAGCCCCCUUUGCCUUCUCUGCACCCCAAUAAUGCAUAAUAAGCAGAACAACUGGGAGGAGGGGGAAAUUUCUUUUCUACGCACCUGGCACUGGGCUGGCAUCCCAUGGUCCAUUUUCCCAUCUCAAAUGCAGUAAGAAUACAGUCCCACACUUUUGAAGAUCUGAGAGUACCCAUAUUUUACAUAUCAGGGAGACUGAGUUCCUACCAAGAGGCUUAAAAUAAUAGACAAGAGAAAUUGUUGGUGUAGGGUGAUGGGGGGGAUUACUGAGGAAUUCUAAUGCAAGUAUUUGGAAGCACAGAUGAAAUAGAAGGAAAGAUACUGAGUAAACAUGUCUUCAUUGAACACUUACAAGAGAAUGUCUCCACUAUUCAUUCAAUCAUACAUCCAUCUCACAAAAAUGUACCAGACUCUCCACUAGGUCCUUGAUGGCCAGUCAUAAAUGAGACUGCCCUUGUCCAAUGGUGCUUACAUUUUACAAUCAAAUGCAGAGAGAGCCAGUGAAGAGGCAGACAAGUAAACAAAGAAGAUAAUUACAGAUGGUACAAUGACAGAAAUCAACAGGGACAUGUGAUAGGGAUUAAUCAGGGCAUACAACUUGAGGUAGGGUAGACCUACUAUGGCUUCCGUCAAAAAUGAUGGCUGGCUUUUAUCGAGCUAUUACUAUGUGCUGGAGUCCCUGUGUGGUGUAAAUGGUUAAGCGCUCAGCUGCUAACCAAAAGGUCAGAGGUUUGAGUCCACCCAGAAGUGCCUCAAAAGAAAGGCCUGUUGAUCUACUUCCAAAAAUCA